AGCACCGCCGGCGGCGAUCUCUAUGCUCGCGCGCGCGGUAUUAAUGACAAUGGACUCAACAAUGAAGACACAGACACUAUUGUCGUCAAUACCGUUGACACAAAUCUUCAGCGGAACAACUGUUUCAACUGAAUCACUGACACCACUAUCGAUGGACACACUAUCGCAGUCACAGAUGCCGUCAUCUUCAGCGCCGCCGUUCAACUUCAGCGGAUCAACUGUUUGUGAAUCACUGACACCACUAUCGAUGGACACACUAUCUCAGCCACUGAUGUCGACCACACUAUCGCAGCCACUGAUGUCUACCACACUAUCGCAGCCACUGAUGAUGUCGACCACACAAUCACAACAGCAGCAGCAGAAUCGGCUGAAAAAACUUAUCAAAAUGUCCGGCAAAAUGGUCACAAUUGUCGACUUUAACGGCGAACAAGUGGUCAAACAAAUUAGGAAGAGAUUGACGAUGUCUCAGCCGACGAUGACGACCAAUACUGAUGGCCAAUCGGUAGAACGGCCUCCGCGUAGACGUUAUCGUAGGCGGAAGACAGCAGCCGUUCAGGUCAACUUGCCGUACGAGAUGACAGAACUGGACAUAUACGCCGAUUCGGUCAACAAAGCCGUAGCAGAGUUUGCCGACAAGAUCGAGGCCAGCCGUUUGCGGACAUGUCGAUGGCAGCGGGCUUUAGACGAUUUGAUUCAAAUGCGAGCCGAGAAUGAGGUCAACGUUAAGAUGUCGAAGUGGUGUAUGGUUUGUCUGAAACCGGUCGACGAAAUUCAUACCAAACAGUUAUCGCCAACCGAUUGGUACGAAUUCUGUAGCGACGAAUGUUGUCAACAAUACGCCAUCGAUAAUGAUAUCAAUUUUGGAUCAGACGAUGAAGACAACUGUGACGAUGAAGAAGAAGAAGAUGAAGAAGAAGAGAUCUUCGACGACACUAACGAUAGCUAUGAACACAACAAUAAUGGCACUGAUUAUCAAGAUUUUAAUACUGGUGUCACUGACGAUGAUAUCUGUUGUACACAACGUUUUGCUUUAAGCCAAUCAUUCGGAGAUAUUAUGGCUGAAGAUAUUGAGGAAUAG
Oppia nitens is the source of this 1078-nucleotide messenger RNA. RefSeq lists its product as uncharacterized. Bases 23 to 1078 code for a protein of 351 amino acids. NCBI's taxonomy places the organism in Eukaryota, Metazoa, Arthropoda, Arachnida, Sarcoptiformes, Oppiidae. The record is from RefSeq and is a predicted model, not a curated record. The transcript is spliced from 2 exons.